CACUCUUGCUGCCAAGUGCAAUUAUCCGCUGUACCUGUCAAGAUGGCUUCCACUCUGGACCAGAGUGCAGCGCUAGGCCUGUCGUUCACAGCGCUCUGCUCCGUUCUAAAGGCCGUGGAGGCCACGCGCAAGAACGAUUCGAAGCUAGACCUGCUGUUCAGCCCUCACCUGCACUCCCAGGUGGGCGGAGGCGACCUGUAUCCUCUCAUCCGUCUGGUGCUGCCCCAACUGGACCGCGAACGCACGUACAUGCUCAAAGAGAAGAAGAUAGCUAAGAUCUACAUCGAUGUACUCGGCCUAGCGCCCAUCAGCAAGGAUGCACAGAAGCUCGAGCACUUUAACGACCCCAAAAUUGUGGACAGCAAGUCUGUUGGAGACUUUGCCGCUGUAUUAUUCGACGUUGUGCUCUACCAGAGCGCGAGGACCAAAUCCAAGAUGCAACACACCUUGAAGGACGUUAAUGAGCUGCUGGACCAAUUGGUACUGGCGGACAGCAAUGCAGCUAGGAAGAAAGUGUUUAUGAAGCUCGCGACGGAGUAUUCAGCCGACGAGCAAAAGUGGAUCAUCCGAGUGAUACUGAAGGACCUCAAGAUCGGACUGAGACACGAGCGUGUACUGAAGUUUAUUCAUCCGGACGCUAUGGAGAUGUACAAUCAUACCAACGACCUGCAUAAAGUGUGUAGAGAGUUACGGAACUCGGCGGUGAGGUAUGUACCUCAGCUUGAGCCGUUCCAAGUCUUCACUCCAAUGCUGGCGAAACGAGUGAAUUUUGGAGAGUGUAUCAGUGCGAUCAAUGCAGAUGCAUUUGUCAUGGAGCCAAAGCUGGAUGGAGAGAGAAUUACGUGUCAUGUGCAGGGAAAAGAGGUGCAGUUCAUAUCAAGAAAUGGGAUUAACUACACGGAGAACUAUGCACCUUCAAUCAAGCCACAUGUGUUGUCGCAAUUGGAGUCUGGAGUGGACUGUAUAUUGGACGGAGAGAUGAUGGUCUGGGACAACACGGAGUACCGACUUCGAGAAUUUGGACUUCUAAAAAAUACUGCCAAUGCAGUACGCAAAGGGGAAGCGACGAACCGAUGGCUGUGUUAUGUGGUGUGGGAUGUGGUCUAUCUUGGUGGCGGUCCGAAAGCUGAGCAGUUAAUUCGCGAAGUAUUCAAAGGUCCUGGUGAAAUCAGCGCUGUAAUGGGUCUACCACUCCUUGCACGACGCAAGCUACUGCUCCGAAUUCUAAAGCCGCUUGACCAUCGUAUCAUCAUUAUCGAGCAGAAACUCGUCAAUGACAAGUCCGCUAAGGAAAGGCAUGAAAAGGUAAUGGCAGAGGUUGAUCAGCAGGUAUCGAACGGAGGUGAGGGCGUGAUAAUGAAAGACCUGAACGCACACUACAUGUGUGGUGAAAGUAGCCGAAAGACGAAGAAAUGGUUGAAGCUGAAGCCUGAUUAUGCCGGCAUGACAACGGACUUGGAUGUUAUAAUCGUCGGUGGAUUUUACGGCACUGGAAGACGACGAAGUGGCAACGUAUCCGUUUUUCUGUGUGGUGUUCUGGCGCAUUCGUUAGACGAGAAAGGUGCUGCAGAAGCGACCAAGCCAGGAGCUCCAUGCCCAGUGGUGUACACGUUCGCUAAGGUUGGUACCGGAUACAACCUGGAAGAGUUGGAACAAAUGCGGCAAGAAUUAGAGCCAUAUUGGCAGCCAUGGGAUGACGACAAUGUUCCCCCGCAUUUGAACGGUUGGAAGCCGCAGAAGAGCGAUUUGAGACCUGAUGUUUGGAUUGAUCUACGACACUCCAAAAUCCUCGAAGUAUACGGAUUUGAGUUGUCAUUUACGACGCUCUACCAGACAGGGCUUACUAUUCGCUUCCCUCGUUGCAAAGCAAUCCGCAAUGAUAAGGAAUGGUACCAGUGUAUUAAUCUUCAAGAUCUAAAUGCAACCCGUGGGAGUCUAUCUACCAAGCGAGCUUCAGAAGUAGCUCUGGGGCAGAAGAGUGCUACAAAACGUAUUAAGAAGCGCCAGACCAUCUCGUCUCGGCGUCACAGCGGCAUUCUCAGAGACUACUCUCGGGCAGACUUGGAUGGUAUCGAACAAGAGCGGAACGUAUUCGAAGGAAUGGAGUUCUGCGUGCUGCCUGGGAAGUACCGAAUGCCCCCGCAAGAUCUUGUAUCAUCAAUUCCAGACGGGAUCAUCGAAAAGAAUGCCAUGCAAUUGUCGAAGCAAGCCGUUGAAAAGCUGCUGCACUCGUUCGGAGGUACUAUUGUCCAGAAUCCAAUUACCGGAACCACUCACUAUGUUGUUGCCGCUGGAGAUUCCGGUUUCAAAGUUGUGAAUCUGAAGAAGCAAGGGCUGUUCAACAUCGUGCACAUCAGAUGGGUAUUCACUUGCGUGGCAGCUACUCGAUUGGUAUCUCUGAAAGCGGGAGAUUUUAUAUUCGCAACGGAUGCACAACGAGAGCUCCUGGCUAAGGAAUAUGACCGGUACGGAGACCAUUUCACGGAACAUAUCACUCCGGACAAUUUACAACGUAUUCUGCGGGAGCUGUCGAGCGCUACCAACGAUAAACCCACGAGCAUACCUUGGCAGUUCCAGAUAAAAAAACUGGAAAUGGAAGAAGCGGAAGCGAUGGACAGCGCGUUCACGUUCUUGUCCCAUUGUGUGGUUUACUUCCAGUAUAGCUGCAGCUCUUCUUCAGAAGAUGAAAAUAUUGAUGUUCUCUCCGUGGGGCAGAUGAAGUUAAUUGAGCAGCAACUCAGAUUGUAUGGAGGCGCGAUUGCGCGUGAGAUCGAUUCUUCUGUCACGCAUGUCAUUGCUGAUCCAGCACAAGCGGAGCAACUUGCACCUGCCAUCAGGAACUUACGUCACCAAGGCUUGCCAGAGCCCCGUGUUGUCACGAAGGAAUGGGUCCAGGAGUGCGUAGAGCAGCGCACUCAAGUAUCUGACAGCGAUUUUGUUGUGCACGUGUAGGUCGGACAACAUAUAAUUUAUUUCGCAUCCAUUUAGCUGUCUCGUGCCAAUACAAGCGAGUUUCCUGUUGCUAUCACAGUAAGAAUUUCUCUUUUGUUUUUAUUGGAAAUGAGAUGCAUCAGCGCACCAGUCGAAGUCGCCGAAGUAGAAGCUGGUUUCUUCCUCGUCAGACAGAGUACCCUGAGGUUCCCGCUCUUCAUACACGAGGUGGCCUUCAACUUGCUGCGACGUGAACUGAUCUUCGAAGUUGGACGUGUCCAAC
Messenger RNA from Phytophthora nicotianae INRA-310, 3214 nucleotides. RefSeq lists its product as hypothetical. Gene Ontology annotation, cellular component: DNA ligase IV complex. Bases 43 to 2952 code for a protein of 969 amino acids. The record is from RefSeq and is a predicted model, not a curated record. Gene Ontology annotation, molecular function: DNA ligase (ATP) activity; DNA binding; ATP binding. The transcript has a single exon. Lineage: Eukaryota; Oomycota; Peronosporomycetes; Peronosporales; Peronosporaceae. Gene Ontology annotation, biological process: DNA recombination; DNA biosynthetic process; double-strand break repair via nonhomologous end joining.